AUGUGCUGGGCUAGUGCCCGGCGUCCCCGGGGUGUUGCCGGUGGUCAUGAGACCCGCGCGGUCGACAACCAGCGCUCAGCGGCAGUCUUUCCUCCACCCACCACCCCACACGACCGACUCGCCCCACAGGCUCAGCAGAACAACCCAAUUGAUCCGAUGGCUGACCCUCAAGUGUUGAGCAUGCCCACCAAGUGGGUCUGUCUGAUAGACGGCGGCCAGGAUGAUGAUUUCGAAGGAUUCUUUUCGUUGAUUGAACAGUUCACUGGUCGGAAAAUGGUCCCUGUACCCGCUCACAUGCUUCAGCUCAUCGGACUUGUUGUUCACCCGAUGUUCUGCCUACGCUCACAUGUACCAGCAAGUCACGCCGACCCUAUCGUGGUGAGCGGAAAGAAGGUAGCUGGGAGAGCAUGGAGUUUUCUGGAUCUGUUCCUCAAAACGAGUGGACCAGACAAUUUCUUGAGGUGUUUGCCCGGUUACAACAAUAGCAAGUCAGCCGACCUGGAGGUGAUUCCGAAGGAAAGUUUCAAAAAUCAAGAUCAUCAACCGAUCGUCAGACGUCUAAUAGAUGCAUCAAAUAUCUGGGAAAUCCUCUUGACUUUCGACGAAUCAUCAAAACAAACUAUCAGUCCCGGUGCCUGGGACUUGCUCGAUCUACUCAUCACGGCCUGGGAGAUCGACUUCAAAAAUCAAGGGGUUCCCGAAAUUCAAACCGAAAACUCAAAAGGCUCCACUACGAAGGGAGGCAAGAUAUGCUUUCCUCAUUUCCUCAGACAGCUGGGUGACGCGCCCGCGGAAGGGUUCCGAAUAGACUCGCGAGUAUACGAUAUCAUAUUCGAACCUUUCGGUCGAAACUCUGCCUCCCCUGAUUAUUCUUGGGGCUGUGCCACCAACUCACUUGCUCGCGCCCAGGAGCUGUCAAUCCGUCUCCUCCAUCUGCUCGACCGACUGGAUGGGAUUCAAUUGCUAGAGCCGGGCCGAUUGAGGGAGGAUAUCGUCAUCCGGAUGCUCGGUCUUGAAACAACCGACUUGCACGUAUUUGUUAAUAUUUUACCCGCCGAUCACCUACUCCGAACCCGGCUCCUGUCGCGUUUCCUCGAGUCUGUUACACGAUCAGUACCUACGGCACUGACAGGAUUCGCCCUAUCGAACUCUCAAAGCUCCACAGUGAGCUUGUCACCCGGUCGAUCUGGUUUAACUAGGUCUACCAGCGCUACAGGACUUCGCCGGACGCCAUCCCGAACGGCUCUGAAGUUUGAUGAUCGUCACCCACAAUCUUCGAUCCUUAAUUCCAAGCCACAAGUCAUCUCUUUAUCAUCCCUGAUCACCCAACUCUUGCCACGCCCAUUGCUCGACAUCCCAGCAACAACCACAAGGCAAAGCUCGGCUAGCUCAAAACUCGACCCCACGGUGCUUGUGAAUGCCGAGUCGCGUUAUUUCUCCGUCCUGAGUGUCAUCUUGGGCUCUUUGUUGGCGAUCCAUCAGUCCAAGACCGGUAGCGAAAUCGAUCAGGAUGGGCUAAGUCUCGUCAAACAAGGCAAACUCCGAUCAGCCAUCCAAACUGUCUUCGAUUCUGUUACUGAAGCCUUGGGUGAUAAGUUGGAUUCUCUCGAUGAUCAAAAAACCUUCAGAACACUCCUGCAUCGUAAAGUCAAUCGCACUAUCAAAGCUUUCGAACAUCUCGCUUCCAAAUCACCUCCAACAAUCAGUUAGACAGGAAAAGUAAAUCGUAUUUACCGAUGUGAAAAAAAAAAUAUACCAAACCUCUUGAUUAAUUUUCCUUUGUAUUUGUGAUUUGUGUGUCUUUUGAAAGCAUUGGAUUGAUUAAAUAUCCCCUCAUAUCCCACAUUCUCCUCCUUGCAACUCCUGCAAAGUGACAUAGUACUCACUUUUAUU
Molecule: messenger RNA, 1893 nt
Organism: Puccinia graminis f. sp. tritici CRL 75-36-700-3
Lineage: Eukaryota; Fungi; Basidiomycota; Pucciniomycetes; Pucciniales; Pucciniaceae
Exons: 6
Coding region: 1-1710 (569 amino acids)
Source: RefSeq, a predicted model, not a curated record